AUGUCGGCUGCCGUGGCGUGCCUGGACUACUUCGCUGCCGAGUGCCUGGUGUCCAUGUCCACGGGCGCCGUGGUCCACCGCCGCCCGCCCGGCCCCGAGGGCGCGGGCGCAGACGCCGGCGUGGAGGUGGGUGCGGCGCCACUGGAGUUCGCUCUGCAGGGUCCCGGGCCAGAGGGGCCCGGGGAUGGCCCCCUGCUCCCCCAGGGCCCCGCCCCCGGCCCCGAAGCGGGCGGCGCCGCGCCCCACCUGCUGGCGGCAAGCGUGUUGGCUGACUUGAGCGGCAGCUCUGGCGAGGGCUUCGAGGAAAACUUCGGGGAAGCUCCGCACGCCUCGUCCGGCCCCGCCGACCCGACCCGGCGCUCCAGCCCGACCCCGGGCUCUGAGCUGGCUCCAGCCUCCAACGCAGCUGCGGUCUUCGGACCCGCGAGCACCUCCGGAGCGCCUGCCGCCCAGGGCGUGCCUGCAGCCUCUGGGGGUGUGUCUGGCGGGGCCCCAGGGGCCGGCCCCGCCCCUGCUGCGGGUCAAGUGCCUCGGCGGAGGCCAAUUGCACCUGCGAUCAAGCGGCACCUAUGCCCCUACCCGGGUUGCACCAAAGCCUAUUACAAGUCAUCGCACCUCAAGUCCCACCUGCGUACCCACACGGGUGAGCGCCCUUUCUCCUGCGACUGGCUCGACUGCGACAAGAAGUUUACGCGUUCCGACGAGCUGGCGCGCCACUACAGGACGCACACCGGCGAGAAGCGCUUCUCCUGCCCCCUCUGCCCCAAGCAGUUCUCCCGGAGCGACCACCUGACCAAGCACGCCCGCCGCCACCCAAGCUAUCAUCCCGACAUGAUCGAGUACCGGGGGCGUCGGCGCACUCCCCGUGUCGACCCGCAACCCAACAUUGUGGCGGAAAGCUCCGGCUCCGGCCCCAGCCUCGCUACCUGCCUGUAAGACAGUCACUGCUGUCAGUCGUCCCCUCAAGGAUGAUCCCCCAGCUGUUGUCCCUGCCUUCUCUCUGCCCAUCCCUCUUUCCCAGAGUCAUUAGACCAAGGCACAGACUGGUUUCUCCGCUCUGAGGGUGGGUCCAGAAAGACAUGUUGGACUCUGGGAAGGGACUGGGGGCCAGAAAAUAGCAGACAUUCUUGCAACACGUAUAUCAUCCUAAAAGGGGGGUUGUCUCAAAACAGCCCCAGGAACUGGUGAAAAGGGAUGAACUCCGGUACUCUCCAGAGUACUGAAGAUUCUUCCCUCCGUGGAACCAGGGAUGUGAAACUGGAAUUCUCAGAUGCCUGAGGAGCUCCCAGUCUCAGAGGACUCUGCUGUCUCACCUACCCACCAGGGCGGACAUUGGAGAG
Messenger RNA from Lemur catta (Ring-tailed lemur), 1340 nucleotides. RefSeq names its product Kruppel like factor 14 (gene KLF14). The coding region runs from base 1 to 936 and encodes 311 amino acids. Gene Ontology annotation, biological process: regulation of transcription by RNA polymerase II. Lineage: Eukaryota; Metazoa; Chordata; Mammalia; Primates; Lemuridae. The transcript has a single exon. The record is from RefSeq and is a predicted model, not a curated record. Gene Ontology annotation, molecular function: RNA polymerase II cis-regulatory region sequence-specific DNA binding; DNA-binding transcription factor activity, RNA polymerase II-specific.